Messenger RNA from Camelina sativa (false flax), 585 nucleotides. The record is from RefSeq and is a predicted model, not a curated record. Lineage: Eukaryota; Viridiplantae; Streptophyta; Magnoliopsida; Brassicales; Brassicaceae.
AUGCAAAAUGCUGGAUUUGAGCCUGACAAAGUGACUUAUAGCAUUGUGAUGGAGGUGCUUGGACACUGUGGAUAUCUCGAGGAAGCAGAGGCUGUUUUCACCGAGAUGCAGCAGAAGAACUGGAUUCCGGAUGAGCCAGUUUAUGGUCUUUUGGUGGAUUUGUGGGGAAAAGCUGGUAAUGUGGAAAAGGCAUGGCAAUGGUAUCAGGCAAUGCUUCAUGCUGGUCUGCUACCUAAUGUUCCUACAUGCAAUUCCCUUCUUAGUACUUUCCUUAGGGUUAACAAGAUAGCUGAAGCUUAUGAGUUAUUACAAAACAUGCUGGGGCUUGGUCUACGCCCAUCUUUGCAGACAUACACGUUACUCUUGAGUUCUUGCACAGAUGGUCGGUCAAAACUCGACAUGGGUUUCUGUGGCCAGCUGAUGGCAAACACGGGUCAUCCGGCACACAUGUUUCUCCUCAAAAUGCCAGCUGCAGGUCCGGAUGGCCAAAACGUGCGCAACCAUGCGAACAACUUCCUGAAUCUGAUGCACAGCGAGGACAGAGAGAGCAAGCGAGGACUUGUGGACGCGGUGGUUGACUUUCUA